GAGCCUUGCUGUAUGUCAGUGGGACCUUCCUGUGUUAUUGAAGGAUGAGUGUGCCUGUCACUAGUUGAGUAAUGGCAGCAUUCACCACAGAGUACCAGCGACUGCAGUCCUCCUACACCGAUUCCCCACCCGGGGAGGAGGAUUUGCUGGUUCAUGUGGCUGAUGGGGGCAAAUCUCCAUGGCAUCACAUUGAAAACCUGGAUUUGUUUUUCUCCAGAGUCUAUCACUUGCAUCAGAAGAAUGGCUUCCUCUGUAUGCUGCUAUCCGAGAUGUUUGAAUUGGUGCAGUUUGUCUUUGUCGUGACUUUCACCACGUUCUUGGUCAGUUGUGUUGACUACGACAUCCUUUUCGCUAACAAGCUGGUGAACAAUACUCAUCGUGAAAGCCAGCUGAUGAAAGUGACACUGCCAGAUGCCUUUCUGCCCCCAUGUGUCUGCACUGCUCAGAUCCGACAGAACGUGCUGAUCAUCUUCAUCUUGCUGAUUGCUGGCGUCUUUUGGGUUCAUCGGUUGGUGAAGUUCCUCUAUAAUGUCUGCUGUUACUGGGAGAUUCGUGCAUUUUACAAGAAUGCUCUGAAGAUACCGAUGGCCCAGCUCCCGUACUGUAGCUGGCAAGAGGUGCAAGCACGGAUCAUCCACAUUCAGAAAGAACAUCAGAUCUGCAUCCACAAGAGGGAGCUGAGUGAACUGGAUAUCUACCAUCGUAUCCUGCGUUUCAAAAACUACAUGGUGGCCAUGAUUAACAAAUCUCUACUGCCAAUCCGUUUUCACGUUCCUAUCCUGGGCGAGGUGGUUUUCUACACCAGGGGUUUGAAGUAUAACUUUGAGCUGAUCUUUCUGUGGGGUCCUGGCUCGCUGUUCCAGAAUGAAUGGAGUUUGAAGUCCGAGUAUAAACGAGCAGGCAAUCGCUUAGAGCUGGCACAGAAGCUCAGCACCCGGAUCCUGUGGAUUGGAAUCACCAACUUGCUCCUCUGCCCGAUUAUCCUGAUCUGGCAGAUUCUCUACGCUUUCUUCAGCUACACGGAGGUCAUUAAACGGGAGCCUGGCAGCCUGGGAGCUCGGUGCUGGUCACUGUACGGACGGUGUUACCUCCGUCACUUCAAUGAGCUGGACCAUGAGCUACAGUCCAGGCUCAGCAAGGGCUAUAAGGCUGCUUCCAAAUACAUGAACUGCUUCCUGUCACCAUUGCUCAGCGUCCUAGCUAAAAAUGUGGCCUUCUUUGCUGGCUCUAUCCUGGCUGUGCUCAUCACUCUAACUGUGUAUGACGAAGAUGUUCUGGCUGUAGAACAUGUGCUGACCACAAUCACACUGCUCGGCCUAUGUGUUACUGUGUGUAGAUGCUUUAUUCCAGACAAACACAUGGUGUUCUGCCCAGAGCAGUUACUCCGGGUCAUUCUGUCCCACAUCCACUAUAUGCCUGAUCAUUGGCAAGGGGCAGCCAAUCGUUACGAGACCCGCGACGAAUUCGCUCAGCUCUUUCAGUACAAAGCGGUCUUCAUCCUUGAGGAACUGCUGAGUCCCAUCAUCACUCCCUUCAUCCUCAUCUUCUGCUUACGGCGCAAGUCCCUCGAGAUCAUUGAUUUCUUCCGUAACUUCACGGUGGAGGUUGUGGGUGUUGGGGAUACCUGCUCCUUCGCCCAGAUGGAUGUGCGGCAGCAUGGACACCCUGCAUGGUUUUCGGGGGGUAAGACAGAGGCUUCCAUCUAUCAGCAAGCUGAGGAUGGCAAAACCGAGCUCUCCCUCAUGCAUUUUGCCAUCACAAACCCUCGGUGGCAACCCCCUCAGGACAGUACUGCCUUCAUCAGCCAACUGAAGGAGAAGGUCAACCGAGAGAAGGGUGCGGUGAUCGGAAACCACAGCCUCCUUCCAGAAAACGGCUUCUUCGCAUCUUUGCAGUCCGUACAGUCGGAGUCUGAGCCUCACAGUCUGAUCACAAACCUGAUUGCGGGCCCCCCCUCCCUGGUGUUUCAGAGAGGGCGAGAGGGACCAUUGGAUCCAGCUUCCUCACUGCGAUCAUUCUCUCCAGGACAGAAUGUUCCAGGCAGUCUCCACACCUCCCUGCUGCGGAACAAGCCAGGACGACACACAGCUGGAUCCGGUGUCGAUAUGAAAAUGAUGAGUUCUGGGAGCAGUGCCUGGGAGGGACAGCUCCAGAGUAUGGUGCUUUCCGAAUAUGCUUCGACUGAAAUGAGUUUGCAUGCACUCUACAUGCACGAGCUUCACAAACAGCAAAUGCAAGGAGAACCAUCUCGUCACCUAUGGCACCGACAAGACAGUGAUGACAGCGGUGAGAGUGGUCUGGAGGAGGCUGAGCUGAGGAGACCAUCGCCAAUGACCAUCCCACGAUCCUCUACCUACCCCGUCACUGCCAGCAGAACAACGGAUCUCCGUGAGGAACCAGCCGGUCUCUUGCACACUAUCCACAGGAGAUAUGGAGGAAUCGACAGUUCUACUGAACCCCAAAGGCCAUUCUCCCAACAGCCCAUGGGGGGCUGGACGGAAAGCUCACCCCUUCAACAUGCUGAUCCUGUACCAGAGGAGGGAUUGGAGGAUGAACUGCCCCCACAAAUGCACCAGGUGUAGUUGAUCUGGAGUAUCUAACAGAUGGUGAAGAUGAUCCAAGAGUUGGGGGCUUUCAGGUGCUUACUGCUGCUGCAUUGUCCAAUGCAUGGCCCACUGGUGUAUGUUUAACUUAAUUUAUUGCAAUGAAAUUGGUAUUUGUGCAUUUGGGUGAUGAAGUAUGCCAAACUACACCCCAGAAUGUUCUGAAAAAUUUUGCCAUUUUUAAUAAAUCAUUGUGAAAGUCUUUGAAUAUUUAUUUUUAGUAAUCCCUCUGGUUUCCCAUCCAUCAGAAUCCUGAAUAAUGUUUUAAAUAGCCCAAAGUCUACUGCUUCCAUGACAGGGCUGGGACAGCGGCAGAGUUGGCCUGUCUCUGUCUGGGACAGCGGCAGAGUUGGCCUGUCUCUGUCGUCUGGGACAGCGGCAGAGUUGGCCUGUCUCUGUCUGGGACAGCGGCAGAGUUGGCCUGUCUCUCUGGGGCUUUUGCCCGAAACGUUGAUUCUCCUGCUCCUCGGAUGCUGCCUGACCUGCUGUGCUUUUCCAGCACCACUCUGAUCUAAACUCUGGUUUCCAGCAUCUGCAGUCCUCACUUCUGCCUCUCUGGGCAGAGAUGCAUUUUUAAGAUUAGAUGUUGUUUGUUCUCCUCUUGGUUGUUUGUUGACUCUCUUAUUUUCGAUUCUGUUCUGUCAAAGGAAUUUCUUGUUUGAUGGACUUUAAAAGUCUGAGUAAACAGAGUGAGGAAUUGGUUUAUCCCAGUGUGGAGCAACAUUUUGUUCAUUGUUAUGGGAACGUAAGGAUAGAAAACCAUUCAGCCCCUCGAGUCUGCCAUUAAUUGAGUUCUGAUUGAUCUGUCUCUCCAUAUCUCACAGACUAGUUUGAGAGUUUUCCCUGAUAUCCAGGUCAAUGUUUAUCCCUCAUGCAACAUUAGAUAAAACUGAUGAUCACCAUUGCCAUUGGUGGCAGCUUGCUGUGUGUUCAUUGGCUGCUGCAUGUUUUUUCAUUAUAAUAAUGACUGUUUAUUUUCAAAACAAACCACUCUCUCUUAGCUGUGAAACAUUUGGGGACCUCCAGUGAGCUUGAACAAAGCUUUGUACAGGUGCAGGUCUGAGGAAGAGUUCUGUGAGAGCUGCUGAGUUUCUCCAGCAUUCUGAUAACUUAAUAUUCAUGCAUGGAGCAAACACCCAUCCAAGUCUGCAUUGCUAUUUCUGUUGUUAUUUCCAUUUCAAGUGAGUGCAUUCCAGAUUUCCAUUCUGUCAUGUGACGACCUGUUUCCUGACUUCACCACCACCAGCACCUUCCCCCACCCCCCAGGACCUAGCUGUGGUUUUAAGGUUCAGCCCCUUGUUGUGGACUCCCUCUCUCUGUAAACCCCAGCCCUAGUUGACCCUAAGGCAAUCAAUCCUGUAAACGCCUUAAUGAGAUUGCCCUAGAUGUAUUGUCACUAUUCUAAUAAUCCAGAGACCCCAAUAACUUUGAGAACCUGGUUUUGAAUCCCACCUCAGCAGAUAUGAGUUCAAUAAAACUGUGGCAUUGAAAGCAUUGUUGAUUGUUGUAAAAACUUACCUGGUUCACUAAUGCCCUUCAGGGAAGGAAAUCUGAGCUGAAAAAUGUG
Messenger RNA from Chiloscyllium plagiosum (whitespotted bambooshark), 4170 nucleotides. RefSeq names its product ATG9 autophagy related 9 homolog A (S. cerevisiae) (gene atg9a). The record is from RefSeq and is a predicted model, not a curated record. Lineage: Eukaryota; Metazoa; Chordata; Chondrichthyes; Orectolobiformes; Hemiscylliidae. Gene Ontology annotation, biological process: protein localization to phagophore assembly site; piecemeal microautophagy of the nucleus; reticulophagy. Gene Ontology annotation, cellular component: autophagosome; phagophore assembly site.